ACCCGCCCCGCCGUGCCCCUCCGCUCCCUGUCCAGCGCUGGCUAGGGGGGCCGGACGGACCCUGGGAACUUCUCGGCGGGGUUAUCUCCGAAGUCCCUAGGAUCGGCACGCGGAGCUAUUCCCUGUAUUCUCUCCCACCAUGGCGGGAGCUGCGGGGCCGCCGCCGCUGCUGACGCUGCUGCUGUUGCUGCUGCUGCUGCUGCUGCCGCUGCCGCGGUCCGAGGCAAGCACCCAGUCCUUCGAGGUGCGGGUGCUCACCCAGGUGAAGGGCUUCCUGGGCCACAACGUGACGCUGCAGUGUAAGGUGCAGACACAGGAGGACGACCUGCAAGUGACGCUGGUGACGUGGCAGCGGCAGGACUCCACGGGGGUCCCCCGCACCGUGGCUGUCUUCCACCCGAUCCAGGGCAGCAGCUUCCCCGAGAGCAGGCGGCUGGGGUUCGUGGCCGCCAGGCCCCGCGAGAAGCUGCGGGACGCGUCGCUGAUGGUACUGGGACUGCAAGCAGGGGAUGAGGCGAACUACACCUGCCACAUCGCCACGUUCCCGCAGGGCAGCAAGAGCGCCCGCACCUGGCUCCGUGUGCUGGCCAAGCCCCAGAACAAGGCUGAGAUCCAGGAGAUCCCGCUCCGCCUGCUCAGCCAGGAGCCCGUGCCUGUGGCCUGCUGCGUAUCCACGGCAGGCCGCCCACCCGCGCGAAUCUCCUGGUCCUCGGGUGGGGAGGUGAAUGAGAGCCAGGAGCCAGGACCCGUGCCCGGCACAUUCAACGUCGUCAGCCUCUUAACCUUAACACCCUCGAGCCGGGUGGAUGGCAGAAAUGUCACCUGCACAGUGGAGCACGAGACCUUCGAGAAGCCCGACCUGCUGCCUGUGACCCUCAGUGUGCGCUACCCCCCUGAGGUCUCCAUCUCCGGCUAUGAUGACGACUGGUACCUCGGCCGCAGUGAAGCCGUCCUGAACUGUGACGUCCGCAGCAACCCGGAGCCCAAAGAAUAUGUCUGGAACACGACAACGGGUUCCCUGCCACACUCUGCCAACGCCCAGGGCUCCCAGCUCCUGUUCCAUCCCGUGGAUGAGUCCAUCAACACGACUUUCAUCUGCCGUGCCACCAAUGCCCUAGGGACAGGGGAGGCAGAACAGACUGUCCUGGUCAGAGGAGAACGUCCCAGGGAUCAGUCCUCUGGGACCACCACCUGGGUUGUGGUCCUGGUCGUGGUCCUGAUUGUGGUUGGUCUGGGGCCCCUGGCUGUUUUCCUGUGGCGCAGACACUCCCGUCGGAACCAACGCAGCCCCCCGGAUAACAAUGAGGUCUAUUUCGCUGUCAACUCUGAGGCCAGCUCUCCCCAGGACCUGCAGGCAGACGGCACAAGGUGACGGCUCCUGGACUGAAUGGAGGGAGACUGCAGCUGGCGAGGAUGAGGGCCUUGCAGCUGGACCCCACCGCCACGGGUGAAGUCUCUCUCCAAAGAAACAGACCGCCCUCUCUGUGCCAGGCCUCAAGAUGCCCCCUCCGUGUUGCAAGGCAGCGGGCGGGUGUCUGUUCAGAGACCCCAGAGCCCCCUCAGAUUCAGCGUGCUCACUAAGGACUCCCAGAACUCAGGGUCGGUGCCACACUCUGGGCCACGGUUCAGUGAGGUUCCUGUCAGCGAUGUGAUCAGUGGGAGGGCAAAGCCCGGGAGAGACCCCGCCCGCUCACCCGCUUGUCCGCUCCUGGGGGAGCCACACGACAGCUCUUCCUUCUCCCAGGAGCGACACGUGACAACAUACAGGGUUCCAUCAACUGGAAAACUCAUCCCAGGCUCGGCUUCCAGAGUUUCCGCUGGGGGUCAGGCAGGUAGACGCGGCCGACCUUAGUCUCAAGCACCUCCCUAGGUCAAGCCAAUGUGGUGGCCCGGGGCCACCAUCAAUCACACUACUAGCACCGCUGUCCUUGGGGAAACAAGGACUACUAUCAGCCAGGACACUGCAAGAGCUUAGAGGUUAUCUCCCGUGACAAAAGGUCAGCUCUCUGGGCAAAAUCCAUCUCUUCCUGCACUGCGGGGUCAUGGGGUCACACUGGAUGUUCCAACUGCCAGGGAAUUUUGAUGAGACUUCUUUUACCUUCGGCCUUGAGCUUCCGAAUCUCCAUGUCAGUUGAAUUUCUGUGGCUCCAAGAAACAGCCGCUGAUCCAAGUCCCCAGAAGAGGGCCAGAGGCUGGGACACAGCUGCCUGGGGCUGUCCAAGGAGCAGGAAGAACUGGUGGACGUGAACUUGGAGGUUAUCGGCUCCUCGCACCCUCUUCAGGGGGUAGCAUCUGUCGCCAGCUGGCUGGAGUUGACCGGACCCUGUGGCAGGGGUGCUGGUAACCCACGAAGGAAAGCAGAUGUCGGUCCCAAAAGGUGGAGGAAGAGGUGCCGGGGGAGCCGCUGUGCCGGACACCUGCCCUCAGAGCAGGACAGAUGCAGCCCGAGACCAGGAGGCAGAGCUGCUCAUCCUGACAUGUUCACUUUGAAACGGUCUGUGGUCGUCAGAAUUCCUCUCAGAGUGACAGCUGUGUGCUGGGGAAUAUACCUCAGGGAGGUGAGACCUUGGACCAGGAUGCUGAACUGGAGAGCGAGGCGGGACCUGCUCUGCCCGAGAAAAUGGGAAGGAUCUGGGACCUGCUCUGGGCAGAGACGGGAGAGUGCGGAACAGAGAAGGAUGGGGAAGAGACAACCGGUGGGAUGGUGAGGGGCUCAGGGGGCAGCCAGGCCAGUGGGACUCCGCAGUGUCAGACAAGGGGGAGACUGGCGGCCUUGCUGGAAACCCCUCGUGGGUCCGCAGUCCCCAGACAGCGGGCUGUCCCCAUGUGGGAUGGAACCCGAGAGAUGGAAGCAACACCCUGAAUCAAGAAGGUCACACGGUGGACACUUGUCCCCAGGGUUCUCAGACACCGUGCAGAGAGCUCGUCUGAUUCCUAUUUAUUUAUUUAUUUAUUUUUAGAAAGAGGGGGUGGGAGGGAGAAGGGAGAGAAACAUGAAAUGAGAAAGAAACGCAGACUGACGGAGCCUGCGAUGGGGGGCGGCGGCGGGGGAUCUAACCGGCCGCCUUUCCAUUGGCAGGAGGAUGCCCAACCAACUGGAGUCACACUGGCCGGGGCUGUCUUUUUAAUUUUUUUAACUGGGUAACACGUAGAUAUCCGCAAAUCUAAAAUAAAAAAAAGUCAGGGAUCCCCUCUGAGUUAACUUGUGCGUAGGGCAAAGGAAGAGUCCGGCUUCCUUCUUCUGCAGGGGGAUGUCCAGUUUUGCACAACACUUGAAUGUCACCAGUGCCGUGAAAUUAUACACUUAAAAGUGGCUAAAGUGGCAGCUUUUUUGUCAUCUCUAUUUCCCCCACAAUUUUUAAAACUGUUUCAUGGAACGCAUCGAAAUCAUUAAAUUGCACGCUUUAGGUGCAGGGAUUCUAUUACCACAAACUUAGUGGCUUGAAAAACACAAAAUGAUUCUCUGAAAGUUCUGGAAGUCCGAAGUCCCAAAUGGGUCUCACCGAGCUAAAAUCAAGCCGUGGGCAGCUGGCUCCUCCCUGAGGACGGAGCCCUGCCCUGGCCUUUCCCACUUCGGAGGCCACUGCGUGCCUGGGCGUACAGCCCACGAGCACAGCCUUUCCCCAACUCUCCCAGGUCAGGGAGAGGACGCUGCCUCCCUCUCCUCUACAAGGGCCCUGUGAGUUCUCCGGGCCCAUCCAGCUCAUCCAGGAUAAGCUCCCCACACAAGGCCCUUCACGCCAUCACAUCCGCAAAGUCUGCUGCUUUAAGAGAGCAUGUUGGGAGGUUCGUGGGAUUGAGACCCAGGUGACUUUGGGGGCGCAUCAUUCUAUUUGCCACCCCGACCCAGGGCCCCUGUCCCACUGCAGAUGAGCAUGGCGCCACCUCCUGGUGAGUUUAGACACACAACGGUGUGCGCCGUUCUGCGCCCGCCAGUAACAUCUCACACUCCGCCCAGCGCCUCGGUUCUGUCACUGAAGGCUCCUGAAAGGUCAGAGGACGUCUUUCAGCCCUUUCAUAGCCUCACGUGGACUUUUUCUACCAGGCCCCUGGGGAUGGGCGUUUGUGUGGUUUCUGCCCUUUUACAACUACAGCGUCGUAGUGACUGUCACUUAGCCUGGGUGUGGGGGCACACUCUGGAGGUGCAGUUGCUGAGUCGAAGAAGACGGCCCUUGUCGCGGUAGAUUUUUACAGACGGUGUCCCGCGGGAGUGGAACUGAGUGAUCUCUGUUUCCACCAGCAGUGGAUGUGAUGGCCUGUGUUUUGUGGGCCCCAUAGCACCGGGGGGCCCCAGAAUUUGGGUUUAGGUGUUGUACGGCUUCACAUAAGACUGAGAAAACCACAAGUAUCCAUAUCAGAGGAUGGAAGGGAGAGGGCGCGGUGCAGGUCACCGAGAGGCUGGAACAGCACCCCCACCCCUGCACUGUUCUGCACGGAGUGAGUGGGGGCGGGGUCUGAGCAGUCAUUAACCCACUUCAAGUUGCCGUGAGGUCCCAGGAGCCUCUGCACUGAGGAUUGCUCUAAGUGAGGAUGCCUGUGCUACCGAAAUCUAACUUACUAAAAAACAACGUUGCCCCAGCCAGAGUGACUCAGUCGGUUGGAGCGUCGUUCCACAACCUUUUGGCCACGGGUUCGGUUCCCAGUCAGGGGGUAUACCUAGGUUGCGAGUCUGAUCCCCGGUCUGCACGUGAAUGGGAGGCAACCAAUUGGUAUUUUUUCCUCUCCCUCCCUCCCUUCCUCUGUCUCUACAAAGCAGUGAAAAAGUGUCCUCAGGUGAAUAUUAAGUAAAUUAAAAAACCAAUGAGGUGACCCAAGAAUUCCACUGCUAGGUAGAUACCCAAAAUGAUCCAACACCCAAAUAAACUGGUGUACGAAAACACUCAGAGCAGCACUCUGCACCAGUCAAACAUAGAGGCAGCCCACGGGGAUCAGUGGCUCCGCGGACGAGCAACAUAUGCUCCGGCCACACAACGCGACACUGUCCAACCAUCAGAAAGAAGGAAACACCGACCCACACCGCAACACGGGCGAGCCUCGGGAACAGCACGCAGAAUGAGAGAAGCCAGACACGAAAGGCCACAUAUCGUGGCAUCCCGUCUACAUGAAAUGUCCAAUACAGGCAAAUCCGCAGAGACAGGAAGGAGAUCGGAGGUUGCCAGGGCCUGGGGGAGGGGGACGGGGCAGCUACAUGGGCGCGAGGUUUCCUUUGGGCGAGAUGAACGGUGCCGUGGAAACAGACGGUGGGGGCGGGGCACAGCACUGUGAACGUGCUACGAGCCACUCCACUGUGUGCUGUAAAGUGGCUGAAAUUCUAAGUUUGGUACAUGUUUCACCACAAUAAAAAAAAAAAAAAACUUAAA
This is a messenger RNA of Phyllostomus hastatus (greater spear-nosed bat), 5360 nucleotides long. It is a transcript of the gene PVR, whose product is annotated as PVR cell adhesion molecule. The coding region runs from base 140 to 1372 and encodes 410 amino acids. NCBI's taxonomy places the organism in Eukaryota, Metazoa, Chordata, Mammalia, Chiroptera, Phyllostomidae. Gene Ontology annotation, biological process: establishment of mitochondrion localization; positive regulation of mast cell activation; fusion of virus membrane with host plasma membrane. Gene Ontology annotation, molecular function: cell adhesion molecule binding. Gene Ontology annotation, cellular component: focal adhesion; apical junction complex; extracellular exosome. The transcript is spliced from 8 exons. The record is from RefSeq and is a predicted model, not a curated record.